GACCUUUGAAAACAUAAACAAACGAGCAGCAAGGUGACAAGGUUGCAAUAAAUGUGCAAGACAGUGGCAGUUUUUUAGUAUAGUGAAUUACGUGGUUUUUAAUUGAUUAUAAAAAUGGCUGAAUAUUCGGACAUUGUAAAAUGUCAUCCCCUGCUCGUCCUGAUCUCCGAGAAGCCGAUGACCUGGUACGGAUUUAUGGUGGUGAACAAGGACACCAGGAUCGAGAUAAAACUUCGUGUCCCACAUUAUCCAGAAUUGAGGGGAGCCAGUGUUCAUUUUGGACAGCAGAUUUGCCUCUUCCAGGGCAGUGAGUUCAGGAGCAAAUACAAGGGAUUGUUGCAGAACGCCACAUCGGUUCUGUCGUUUCUCAGGCAAUUGCAAGGGUUGAUGGAAGGAAUUAUCAAGAAAAAAAGGAUUGAAUCCACAACCAAGGAGUAUUUCUUCAAUAAAGAUAUGUUAAAGGAACUGAAAACUGUUUUAAAAGAGCCUAACAUUGAGGUCCAGGGGAAUAAUGAUCUCAGUGCUGUAAAAAUAAUCUACAAAUCCAUCUCUGUUACCCUCAAGCCAGAGAAUACGGGCAAUUCCUGGGCUCUGAUUUCCUCGGACCUACCGGAGUUGCCCAUUUGGCGGCCCUUCGACAAAUGCAUUUCAACAUUGAUGGAAGCUACGAAGACACUUCAGGCAAAGGUCAAUGCUCUUGAGGAUAUCUGGAGAGAACUUGCAGAGAUAGAUGAAAAUUGUUGGGUGAUUGAUCCCGUGAAUCCCAAGCCAUGUCAUCUGUACCGAAGAAUUCAUAUAAAUUCAGCACUUUCUCUCCAUAUCAAACUCAAUCCCCUGGACUCAGACGGACAUCACCCCGAGAUGAAGCUCCUGGGGAGUGAUAAAGAAGUCUACAAGACUAGAGAAAUUCUCAGUGACAAUUUGUGCAAGUGGGACGCUGACAGGUCCAUUCUGGAGAAUAUUAUGGAACUUUUGCAGAUCGAGGAAUUGCCACAGCGUCCACCAGACGAGCCCAAAGAUGACGGAGCCAUCUUCGGGGACGACGAGUGCUGCAUCUGUUUUUCAAUGGAAUCUGAAAAUGGAGAAAUUCCCUCUGAGAUCUGCAGCAAUGAAAAGUGCAGAAAGCAUUUCCAUAGUUCGUGUCUCUUGGAGUGGCUGCAGACAGUUGCUGGUAAACAAAUGUACUUCGCUCGAUGCCAUGGGACCUGUCCAGUUUGUAAAGAAAACAUAUCCUGUGCUGUCAAGUUGAAUUUCCUCUACAACUGGGAAUUAAUAUAAUUAUUUUACCCAGUUCAGCCAAUUGAAGAGUGCAAUUGACAUUCCAAUAAUCCGCUA
Fopius arisanus is the source of this 1335-nucleotide messenger RNA. It is a transcript of the gene Fancl, whose product is annotated as E3 ubiquitin-protein ligase Fancl. The record is from RefSeq and is a predicted model, not a curated record. The coding region runs from base 115 to 1278 and encodes 387 amino acids. Gene Ontology annotation, cellular component: Fanconi anaemia nuclear complex; nucleus. NCBI's taxonomy places the organism in Eukaryota, Metazoa, Arthropoda, Insecta, Hymenoptera, Braconidae. Gene Ontology annotation, biological process: protein monoubiquitination; interstrand cross-link repair. The transcript has 3 exons. Gene Ontology annotation, molecular function: ubiquitin protein ligase activity.